AUGCCAGUGUCCUAUAAUGACUAUGUCGCGCACGUGGCUUUACGGAACCCUAGUCUAGGGGCCCUCUCGGCUUUCAUCAACCAAAGACCUCGAAAAGUUCACAACAGCAGAAUAUUAUAUGCCGAAGUCGAACAGAAUGGUCAAAUUGGACUGCCUCAGAAAACAAUUGCCAAUGCCCUCAUGAUGCAGCUUGAUUCUGUACCCACCAACAGCAUACUGGCGGUCGUGGAGGAUAUCCACCAGGAAGACAUCGAAAUCUUCGGCUCGGUGCUGGGAAUCAAUCCCUUCUUUUUCUGCGGCCAUAUUGCAUCUUCGUAUCGUGAUAUCGAGAAAUCUGCUUCACCGCCACUAUUGGCGCUUCCGCCAUCUCAAAUGGUUUCUCGAGAAUUUCUGAACAUUCAUUACCAGAAAGUGAUCGACUUGGGCAGCGAGUAUGAUAUGGGCCAUGCACCCUAUGAUCUCACUCUGCUCUCAAAUAUCCCGAGAAGUAUCCGUCGGCUACCAGCCUUGUCUGGUAGAUCUAUCGGCCUUGUACGAGGAUGCACCUCGGUACUCAAGCACGACUUGCCGGGCGGUUUCUGGAUAUGCUUGAUACUUGUGGAUCCUACCGCUGAUAUAGUAGCACAUUCAGCCCGCGAUAUCUCCGGCUCGUAUAAAUCACGAAUUUCUCAAGUCCCGCGCCGAAUCCCUAGCGAGAGUUCCAGGGAGCUACCAAGCUACGCCGAAUUCCAAAAGUCAGACCAAACCAAUGUAGACCCUCGAGGUUCAGCGCCAUGCGAAGAACUGCUGGGCCUAUAUGGUACAUUUCCCCCGGGGUGGAACAAUGGAAAGCCCAGCAUAAUUUCCCUUGCUUAUCAUCCAAUCCAAAGCGUAAAUCGGGAGUGGAUGCUGUACGGAUCGCUGAUGAGCCGGUACAUCAAAUACUACGAGUACUCGUUCUCGACCGUCUCAUCCCGCCUGGAGCAUUUCGAGAGACAUGAUAUUGUGGAUCUCCAUCGGUGGCGUCGACGGAGCCAGCAAACCCUGCAUAAGCUACAGAUGGUGCGACUGUUCAUCGAAUACCGGCAUAAAAGAAGGGGCACGCUGUUCCCACAGUCGGAUUCUAACGGGGAAACUUCGCAGCAGGAUUCGUCUUCGUGGGACCUAUUGCUGAUGGACAUCCACCACCUGGAAGACCAGAUCAACCAGCACGCUCGAUCCAUUGAAACGCUGAACCCUAUCAUCACUACGCUCGUGCAACUCAUCGACUCGCACAAAUCUAUUGCACAGGCCGAGGAUAUCCGACGCUUGACAUAUAUCGCUAUUGCCUUCGUCCCGCUGUCGUAUAUCAGCGGUAUCUUCAGCAUGAGCGACCCGUACCAGCCCGGCGGAAAGUCCUUCUGGGUCUAUUGGGUGAUUGCAGUGCCCGUAGCGGCAUUGAUAAUGGGGUCCUUGAUGCUAGAGAACAGAAUUGCCGUUCUCUUCAGACUCUGUAGAAGGCUAGCCAGAAAUUGA
Penicillium verrucosum is the source of this 1494-nucleotide messenger RNA. RefSeq lists its product as uncharacterized. Gene Ontology annotation, molecular function: metal ion transmembrane transporter activity. The transcript has 2 exons. The record is from RefSeq and is a predicted model, not a curated record. Gene Ontology annotation, biological process: transmembrane transport; metal ion transport. Gene Ontology annotation, cellular component: membrane. NCBI's taxonomy places the organism in Eukaryota, Fungi, Ascomycota, Eurotiomycetes, Eurotiales, Aspergillaceae. The coding region runs from base 1 to 1494 and encodes 497 amino acids.